Molecule: messenger RNA, 2126 nt
Organism: Serpula lacrymans var. lacrymans S7.9
Lineage: Eukaryota; Fungi; Basidiomycota; Agaricomycetes; Boletales; Serpulaceae
Exons: 19
Coding region: 82-1641 (519 amino acids)
Molecular function (GO): acyl-CoA dehydrogenase activity; heme binding; flavin adenine dinucleotide binding
Source: RefSeq, a predicted model, not a curated record
AUCCAAACUUCGUAUUUUCACUUUUUUCUUUCUCGUCCCCAACGUCUAUAGCACAGAAGCGUGUCCAUAAGAGUAGAAACGAUGGCAUCGAAGGAACUGAAGACCUACAGUCGUGAAGAAGUUGCACAGCACAACAAACCAGAUGAUCUUUGGAUUAUCGUAGAUGCUAAGGUUUACAAUAUCAGUCGUUUCAAGGAUCUCCACCCUGGAGGCGCGUCUGUAUUUGCAGAGGAAGACAUAGCCGGACAGGAUGCAACUGAAGCUUUUUAUGGUCUCCAUCGCCACGAGGUGCUGAUUCGUCCACAGUAUGCGCGUCUGCAAAUCGGUGUACUCGAAGGAGAGGAGAGCGUUAUUUAUGGUCGGGUCCCGGGCAAGCUCAGCGAUGUGCCAUAUGCUGAGCCAUCGUGGCUGAGCGAAGGAUAUUACAGCCCGUACUUCAAGGACAGCCAUAAGAAAUUGCAACAAGCAAUGAGGAAGUUUGUAGAUGAAGUCGUCCUACCUGAUGCUCUGGCUCGCGAGGAAGAUGGGAAACGCCCAAGCACAAGUGUUAUCGAUGCCAUGACGGAGUUGAACAUUCACGCGAUGCGGAUGGGUCCUGGAAAACACUUGAAGGGUCUAACAUUGAUGGGUGGUGUUGUCACUCCUGAAGAGUAUGAUUACUUCCAUGAGCUGGUGUGCAUUCAAGAAAUUGCCCGCUGCGGUCAACGCGGAUAUGGUGAUGGCCUACAGAGUGGAGCUGUGAUUGGCCUCCCGCCUAUCAUGAACUUUGGAUCACCAGAGCUAAAGGCGAAGAUCAUACCAGAAGUCCUGUCAGGCAAGAAAUUCAUUUCUCUUGCUAUAUCGGAGGCUUUUGCUGGAAGUGAUGUUGCUGGGUUGCAAACCAAAGCAACCAAGACGGAAGACGGAAAGUUCUGGAUUAUAAACGGGACGAAGAAGUGGAUCACUAAUGGAACAUUCUCUGAUUACUUCACUGUUGGGUGUAAAACAGACAAUGGUUUCACUGUCAUUCUUGUCGAGCGUUCCGAGGGAGUGGAAACGAAACAGAUAAAGACGAGUUAUUCGACUUCUGCUGGUACUGCGUAUAUCACGUUCGACAACGUGAAAGUUCCCGUCGGGAACACGCUUGGUCCCGAAGGAGGAGGAAUUUUCGUCAUAUUAUCAAACUUCAACCAUGAGCGAUGGGUUAUGUGCUGUGCGUCGGCACGAGGACAACGAGGAAUCGUUGAGGAGUGCCUCAAAUGGAUAUCUCAGCGCAAGGCUUUCGGAAAGCCUCUAUCUUCGCAGCCUGUGAUCCGUAAUAAGUUGGCUGCCAUGAUUGCGCGAGCGGAAAGUGUGCAAGGCUGGCUAGAAAACCUAACUAUGCAAAUGUGUAAUAUGUCAUACAAGGAGCAAGCGCAGAAGCUCGCUGGUCCGAUUGCGUUGCUCAAGAUGUAUUCGACGCGAUGUGCACAACAGACGGCGACGGAUGCCGUGCAGAUAUUUGGUGGACGUGGAAUAACUAAAUCUGGAAUGGGGAGACUUAUUGAGCAUUACUAUAGAACGGUACCAUUCGACGCCGUACUUGGAGGUGCCGAAGACGUUCUGGGCGACCUGGGCGUACGCCAGGCGAUAAGACAGAUGCCAAAGAAUGCUCGGUUGUAAUGAGGGGAAAUGUUGACAGAACUAUCCUUUCGUUCGUUAUAUUGUUAUAAUUUAUUCAAAUCAAUCUGCAUGUUGUUUGCUUGUAGAAUGAUAUGUACUCUAUAUUGAGGUGUUCGAUCUUCCCGUAGAGAAACACGUUGCGUGAGGUCCCCUCUAUUGUUUGCAUAAAUAUCGAGCAACGUGAUAAAUGCACAUAAAAUAACAUCCGUAUUGACGAGCUCAAUAACAACUAUCGCAAUCCUACUUUUGUCGCAGUACGGCCGUUCCCCUGGCUCUUCCAGCCAAACCAGCCAACCAGUACGUUUUUCGCAAAUAUUUCGCCAAAGCCAAGCAUGACACCGUUCACAAAAGGCAGGAAAAGGUUGAUAGCGAGAGACGACAGGAGAAGUGAUAUGCGAGUGCGGGGCAUGAGUGUGCCAUCGAGUAAUGGAGGAAGUAGGGAAGGAGGUGCGCCAGGCUUUCCUGUAUCCCGCUCUGUCGCCGCC